AUGGGCUCUGUAACGGACAUUCCAUUCACCGAACAUGACCAAAACGUCCCCCACUGGAAUCUCACCGAGCUAGACCGCAUGCUACUUCGACAGACCGAUGAAGAAUACGAGCCACACUCAUGGGACGAACUGAAAUGGAUAAUUGCGGAAAAUCGCCUCGAACUUUUCAAGCGCCUCCCCUCGCAUCUUAGACGCUACAUUAAAUGGUCAACCAGCGUAAAGGACCAAUACGGCAGCAUUCUAAACUACAUCUGUCAGGAGCGUCUCCGCUGGGACCAGCAACACUCAAAAGUCAUAUUCAAAGACCCGACCCCUUUCGCAAGCCCAUGCGACUAUUGCAUCCGCUUUAAUGACUGGCCGUACGGCGUCGCACCGGGCAUCAGGCAUCUGGUUGUUUGGCUGAAAACUCAAUUGCCCGUCCAGGAGGAUGGAAAUUUGACAGCCGAGUCGCGCGCGCGCAUCCAGACUUUUGUGUCGGCUACUUUUGUGCAGCGGCUAGCUAGAGAGAAUCAUCCGGAUGCACCUGAGGACCGGGUGCUGUGGUUUAAGAAUUGGGCUGCGCUGCAGAGUGUGUCGGCGCUUGAGCAUUUCCAUGUUAUGGUAAGUGAUGAGUUGCUCAUCCUCCACAUUCUUCUGCUGGCAUGGGGAUAUGAUGGGAAUCGCAUAAUAAAUAUAGAACGACUGUUUUUAAGCCGCCGAUUCUGUGCUAGAAUUGAGACGUGA
Molecule: messenger RNA, 723 nt
Organism: Aspergillus tanneri
Lineage: Eukaryota; Fungi; Ascomycota; Eurotiomycetes; Eurotiales; Aspergillaceae
Product: GIG1 family protein
Exons: 3
Coding region: 1-723 (240 amino acids)
Biological process (GO): N-acetylglucosamine metabolic process
Cellular component (GO): cytoplasm
Source: RefSeq, a predicted model, not a curated record